Magnolia sinica is the source of this 1026-nucleotide messenger RNA. RefSeq names its product soluble inorganic pyrophosphatase 6, chloroplastic. Lineage: Eukaryota; Viridiplantae; Streptophyta; Magnoliopsida; Magnoliales; Magnoliaceae. Gene Ontology annotation, biological process: phosphate-containing compound metabolic process. The record is from RefSeq and is a predicted model, not a curated record. The transcript has 6 exons. The coding region runs from base 34 to 921 and encodes 295 amino acids. Gene Ontology annotation, molecular function: magnesium ion binding; inorganic diphosphate phosphatase activity. Gene Ontology annotation, cellular component: cytoplasm.
AGACUAUUUGGGCGUCUGGGAUUUUCUGGUGCAAUGGCAGCCACCAGAGUAUUAGCUGCUGCAGGCGCUCUCCAAGCUUUCAAUGGAAACGCUCCAUUCAUCAAGCAACACCCCUUCCUUUUCAAGCAAAAGGCUCUCAAUCUCUCAAAAUCAACAAAACCCAGAAACAGAUUCCUUUUCACUUGCAGAUCUCUCCUCAAACCCGACUCCAUUCAAAUCAAAGAAGAAGGCCAGCCCGAAACUCUCGAUUACAGGGUCUUCUUCGUCAACGGUUCUGGGAAAAAGGUUUCACCUUGGCAUGACAUUCCCCUGAACCUAGGCGAUGGAGUCUUUAAUUAUAUUGUUGAAAUACCGAAAGAAACUAGUGCAAAGAUGGAGGUUGCUACAGAAGAGGCAUUCACUCCCAUAAAGCAGGAUACAAAGAAGGGAAAACUUCGAUACUAUCCCUACAACAUAAAUUGGAAUUAUGGAUUGCUCCCUCAGACAUGGGAAGACCCAUCUCUUGCAAACACAGAAGUUGAAGGAGCAUUUGGUGAUAAUGAUCCGGUCGAUGUUGUUGAAAUUGGUGAAAGUCAGGGAAAAAUUGGCCAAAUUCUCAAGGUCAAGCCCCUAGCAGCUUUGGCUAUGAUUGAUGAGGGGGAGCUUGAUUGGAAAAUAGUUGCAAUAUCGUUGGACGAUCCGAGAGCUUCGCUCGUGAACGAUGCUGCUGAUGUUGAGAAACAUUUUCCGGGAACUCUCACUGCAAUUCGGGACUGGUUUAGAGAUUACAAGAUUCCAGAUGGAAAGCCUGCUAAUAAAUUUGGUCUUGGCAACAAAGCGGCCAGCAAGGACUAUGCGCUGAAGGUCAUUGCAGAGACGAAUGAAGCUUGGGCUAAGCUGGUAAAGAGGUCAAUUCCUUCUGGAGAGCUGUCACUGGUGUAGAUGUGAUUUUUAGAGUUUGAACUGUAAACUGUGCUCUUCACAACAGGCUGUAGAUUUUCGUGAGGCAUUGGUAAAUUAUCUAUCGACCGAUUGAGUUGAUUGUUC